This is a messenger RNA of Dimorphilus gyrociliatus, 2280 nucleotides long. Lineage: Eukaryota; Metazoa; Annelida; Polychaeta; Dinophilidae. The record is from the annotation of a GenBank genome assembly.
GUCGGCGUGGGUGAUCAACCAAUCACUGAUAGCCAAAUCUGUUGAUCUGGACCAAUCAUCGUUCGACACGAAUUCAGCCGGACGUAAAAAGGACUGAUCGCUAGAUAUCGAAGCAAAUUAAUUGAAAAUACCGAAGAAGUACGUAUCAAAUUAUAAAUAAAUAUAUUGAGUCGUUUUCUUUUGAGUUUAACCUUAAAAAUAAAGUAAGUUAAAAAAGAUGACUUUGGCUAGAUUUAAUGUAUAUGGUAUAAAAUUUGAACAUGUGAUUGUACACGUUAACAUUUUCUCAGAAUGAAGUUUUUCGUCGGACUAGUAUGUGUUGCGUUCAUAGCAGCACUUGUACACAGUGAGGAGGAGAAAAAGAAGAAGGAUGACAAAGAAAAUGUAGGAACUGUUAUUGGUAUCGAUCUUGGAACUACAUACUCAUGUGUUGGUGUAUUCAAAAAUGGACGUGUUGAAAUUAUCGCCAAUGAUCAAGGAAACAGAAUCACACCCUCAUACGUUGCUUUCACAGGCGAAGGUGAACGUUUGAUUGGUGAUGCUGCCAAGAAUCAAUUGACUACAAAUCCUGAAAACACCGUCUUUGAUGCUAAACGUUUGAUCGGAAGAAUCUUUACCGAGUCUACUGUACAAUCAGACAUCAAAUUGUUCCCAUUUAAGGUUGUAAACAAGAACAAUAAGCCACACAUUGAUGUUCAAGUAGGUGAAGAACGUAAAGUUUUCGCACCUGAAGAAAUCUCUGCUAUGGUUCUGAGUAAAAUGAGGGAAGUUGCUGAAGCUUACCUUGGCAAAACUGUUACUCACGCCGUUGUUACCGUUCCUGCCUAUUUCAACGAUGCUCAACGUCAAGCAACUAAAGACGCCGGAACCAUCGCUGGAUUGAAUGUUAUGAGAAUCAUCAACGAACCAACAGCUGCAGCUAUUGCCUAUGGUUUAGACAAGAAAGAAGGUGAAAAGAACAUCUUGGUCUUUGAUUUGGGUGGUGGUACCUUCGAUGUUUCGCUUUUGACAAUCGACAAUGGAGUUUUUGAAGUAGUUGCCACUAAUGGUGACACUCAUUUGGGUGGUGAAGAUUUUGAUCAAAGAGUUAUCGAACAUUUCAUCAAGCUUUACAAGAAGAAGAAGGGAAAAGAUAUCAGAAAAUCCAACAGAGCAGUUCAAAAAUUGAGAAGAGAAGUUGAAAAAGCAAAGAGAGCUUUGUCAUCUCAGCAUCAAGCCAGAAUUGAAAUUGAAUCUCUUUUCGAUGGUGAAGAUUUCUCUGAAACUUUGACCCGUGCCAAAUUUGAAGAAUUGAACAUGGACUUGUUCCGUUCUACCAUGAAACCAGUACAAAAAGUUAUGGAAGAUGCUGAUUUACAAAAGAAAGAUAUUGAUGAAAUCGUUUUGGUUGGAGGUUCCACCCGUAUCCCUAAAGUCCAACAAUUGGUUAAAGAAUUUUUCGGUGGCAAAGAACCAUCCAGAGGUAUCAACCCUGAUGAAGCUGUUGCCUAUGGUGCUGCUGUUCAAGCUGGUGUACUCUCUGGUGAACAAGAUACUGGAGAUUUGGUUCUUUUGGAUGUUAACCCUCUUACUAUGGGUAUCGAAACCGUCGGAGGUGUUAUGACCAAGCUUAUCCCAAGAAACACUGUCAUUCCCACUAAGAAAUCUCAAAUCUUCUCAACUGCUGCUGAUAAUCAACCCACAGUCACAAUCCAAGUUUUCGAGGGUGAGAGACCCAUGACGAAAGACAACCACUUGUUGGGAAAAUUCGAUUUAACUGGAAUCCCACCAGCACUCCGUGGUGUUCCCCAAAUCGAAGUUACUUUUGAAAUCGAUGUUAACGGUAUCUUGAAGGUAUCCGCUGAAGAUAAGGGUACUGGAAACAAGAACAACAUUGUUAUCAAUAACGAUCAAAACAGAUUGUCUCCUGAUGAUAUUGAACGUAUGAUUAACGAUGCUGAAAAAUUCGCUGACGAUGACAAGAAAGUUAAGGAUAGAGUUGAAGCCAGAAAUGAGUUAGAAUCAUACGCCUACUCUCUAAAGAACCAAUUGAGCGAUAAGGAAAAAUUGGGUGGUAAAUUAAACGAAGAAGACAAGUCCACCGUCGAAAAAGCUGUUACCGAAAAAAUAAGCUGGUUGGAAAGCCAUCAAGAAGCAGAAGCUGAGGAUUUCAAAGCACAGAAAAAGGAAUUGGAAGAAAUUGUUCAACCAAUCAUGAGCAAACAUUACCAAGGUGCCGGAGGAGCCCCACCACCUCCAGAAGGUAGCGAAGAAGCCGGCGCUGAUAAAGAUGAAUUAUAG